This is a messenger RNA of Suillus fuscotomentosus, 868 nucleotides long. RefSeq lists its product as uncharacterized. The record is from RefSeq and is a predicted model, not a curated record. Lineage: Eukaryota; Fungi; Basidiomycota; Agaricomycetes; Boletales; Suillaceae. The transcript has a single exon. Bases 100 to 738 code for a protein of 212 amino acids.
AUCGUUUCACACGCAUUUCCGAUGUCCACAAAGCAGAUAUGCAACAAUUACACAACCGGCACCGACAAGACCAGCCCACCGGUGGCCGCCAAAUGAACGAUGGCACCCACAAAUUUCUGUCUCACCGUUUCACAUGCAUUUUCAGUGUCAACGAAGCAGAUAUCUAGCAAAUACACGACCAACCCGCCGGUGGUGGUUAACUUGAACAUGGAAUAUAAUUUAGAAAUACUCACAUGUACUAGUAUUUGCAAGUCAAGUCACUUUGCUCACAAGUGUGAUCAAACUGUGACUGAGUGCCUUUCUUCUCCAGGAAGGGGGAAGCACGGGUCGUCCUGCCCGCCCUCAUCAAGUGAACGGUCCCUGGAGUUGGAGUCCGAGAGUUCGAUGAUCUCAGAAAGUGCGGGAUUUGAUCGGUCUGCGCAAGGUCUAUACAAACUGGGUGCAGACUUGCGUCCUGUCAGUGUGUUUCUCGGAUUCAGAAAGUGUCAGGAAGUCGCACGAUGUCACUAUUGCAUCCCGCCCAGCCUCAAGCCUCAGGCUCCAUCCUGCCUGCCUGGCACCAGAUCUUUACCUCCUGAUCCCUGUGAGUCUCUCAUGCUUUCUUGCCUGUCUACUACUUCCUCCGUGUUUGCCUAUUUCCUACUCACUUGCCAACACCACCAUGUCGUUGUCUGCAGCUUCCAGUCUACGGCUGCCAUGUCCUCCCUCCGAGGGAUUAGAAACGCGAUGGAAAACUGACAAGGAUGACGAGAUUGGCAUGACAGUGGUUGACAUAGAUGGCGAGAUGAGUGAUGGUGGCUGGCGUAAACGGCAGGGUGGUUUCGAUGAUGCGGCAAGACAACAGACAGACCUUUGACCGCCCGGAACU